AUGAGGCGACCAUAUCCAGUCACAGUCGGUGUUGAUGGUUCUGUGUUUCGUUUCCAUCCGCACGUGAAGCGGCUUAUGCAUAACAAAAUCGGUGAACUUGUUGAUAAAGGAAUCGAGGUAAGUCAAUAAAA
This is a messenger RNA of Cylicostephanus goldi, 131 nucleotides long. The record is from the annotation of a GenBank genome assembly. Lineage: Eukaryota; Metazoa; Nematoda; Chromadorea; Rhabditida; Strongylidae.